Messenger RNA from Schistosoma haematobium, 5216 nucleotides. RefSeq names its product Proprotein convertase subtilisin/kexin type 6, variant 2. The record is from RefSeq and is a predicted model, not a curated record. The transcript is spliced from 13 exons. Gene Ontology annotation, biological process: protein processing. NCBI's taxonomy places the organism in Eukaryota, Metazoa, Platyhelminthes, Trematoda, Strigeidida, Schistosomatidae. Gene Ontology annotation, cellular component: trans-Golgi network; Golgi membrane. The coding region runs from base 155 to 1249 and encodes 364 amino acids. Gene Ontology annotation, molecular function: serine-type endopeptidase activity.
CUUCACAAAAGGCCCUAGAUUGAGUGCUUAAAACAGAUGAUUCUUGUCGUUGUUUAUGUCGGUCGUUCAGGGAAACGAAAGAUUUAACGAGUUCCCCAUUUUAUAAUAGUUUUAUUGAGUGCUGACCUGGAGUUAUGAUUACGAACUUCAGAUAAUGAACUGUGGAAAUUAUCUUCAUUUUCUACUUGUUAUCUCAUUGUGCCAUACCGUAAUGAAUCAGCUAUACUGUCGCCAAAACUCAUGUGAAAUGCCUUCAGUGGAAUAUGUCGUUAGAGUCGAUGGAACGUUUUCAGAUGCCAAGGCAGUCGCUCGACUGCACGACUUGGAACUAGUUGAUGAAAUGAUUGGUUUUAAAGGGAUGUACAUAAUGCACUCAAAAGCUAGCGCACUCAAAAGGCGCAAGCGUCGGGCUAUGGUAUCCAUUGGAGGUCCAGGGGUCAAGUGGUUUAUUAAACAAGAAUUUCUUAAACGUACUAAGCGUUCCAGUGUGCCGACCGUAUUUUGGGAUGAUCCGCUGUAUCCUGAUAUGUGGUAUCUGAACAGAGCUAGUAAAGGUAGAGGUUAUGAUAUGAAUGUAUUAGAAGCAUGGGAGUUAGGCUAUACUGGUAGAGGUAUCAAAAUCACUAUUAUGGACGAUGGAAUAGACUACACGCAUCCGGAUCUGUUUGUAACUUAUGAUCCUAAAGCUAGUAUCGAUAUUAACGGUCAUGAUAAUGAUCCAAUGCCAAAUAUACGGAAUCGUGAUAAUAAACAUGGGACUCGGUGCGCUGGACAAAUUGCUGCUCAGGGCAAUAACUCUGUAUGUAUUGUCGGUAUCGCUCAUAAUGCACAGAUCGGUGGCAUACGUAUGUUAGAUGGUUACAUAACGGAUAGAGUUGAAGCGGAAACACUACAUUUUCGACAGGAUUACAUUGAUAUUUACUCAGGUAGUUGGGGACCUGAAGACUCAGGGAAAUUAUAUGAAGGUCCCGGUAUACUUGCUCAAUCUGCAUUCCAACAAGGUGUAGUUACGGGUCGAAGAGGUUUCGGUAAUAUUUAUGUAUGGGCAUCAGGUAAUGGUGGUUCACUAGAUGAUUCAUGCGCUUGUGAUGGUUAUUCAAGUAGUCCAUUCACUUUAUCUGUCAGUGGUGUUAGUGAGUCAAAUACACGUCCAUGGUAUUUAGAAAAAUGUUCAUCAACUUUAGCUAGUACUUAUAGUAGUGGAAGUCCAAUGGAAAGAAUGAUUUCAUUUACAGUUAAUCAGCCAUAAAUCCCGUUGCUCAGUUCUACAUUAAAAGUAUUCUUUUCCUUUGUAUAAUAAUUGGAUUUACUAUUAAUGUUUAGUUGUGGUUUUAUGUUCUUAUACUUGAAUACUGAUAUGAGCUGUGAAUAUAAUUAAGAAAAGGUUAUUGAAAGCAGUAAUUUAACUCUCUGGUGUUCUGAUUACAUGUUCAGGACUUUGGGAAUUUCCGUAUCUUAUGGAUUGCAUGAUGAAUACACUAACGGGGUGGGGUUAGUAGCCUUAUUGUUGGUCACACAGCCACGAACGAAUACUAUUGUAGAGACAGACCAUCUGUUUCUCCCAAAAUAUGAUCCGUUUUCUGAUAUAUUUAGAUUUGUAUAUAUAUUUAUUCACAUUUAAGAGGCAUUUUUAAUGCUCUUAUGGAAAAAUAACCUGAAUAUUUCUCCUUUACGUAUAAAGUGUUAAUUUAACUGAUUUAUUUUAAUGCAUUGAACAUCGGAUAUCUGAAGUUAAUUAUGUUAUUUUUUCUCUCCAACUUCGAAAUUUAAAGAAUUCUCAAGCUAACCAACGUCUUUUACUAAUCUUGUCAACGAAAACAGAAAAGCCCGACAAAAAUUGUCAGACUGAUUUUCAUGAAUAACUGAAGAAUAUUAACGACACUUUUUUUGUGGCCUAUUAAGUUCCGACACUCUUUGGUUACAGUUAGUAAUCACCAGGUUCUGUAUAUAAUUAGAUUAUAAAUUCAAAUGCGUAAAAUUAAAAAAAUACAUACUGCGGUACACUUUUACUUUAUUCACACAUCCACAUACAUGAAUGCAACUUAGAAAUCACUCCUGUCAGUUUCGUGAUAUCAUUAUUGAAUCUGACCUAAAUUACAUCGUGGAUUGUUUCUUGGUUUGUAAUUUCACCAACUGGCCUAUCUGUUGUUUUUAGGUUAUAGAAGUACAUACACACACACUUCAAUGUACGUAGAGUUGUUACUUUUAUAGUAAACAAAACUAUUGAUAGCUUUAUUGUUUAGAAAUGUUUUCUGCUGCCAUGGCAUUUGUGUGCUUUAUUUUCAGUUUCUGUAUGCUUCAAAAAUAUUUGUACAUACAUCUACGUGCACUUAUCUACUUUUGUGCGGAAAUUUUCUUCUACUGUUUGUAUGCCUGUAUCACUAUGUAUUCAUAUCAGAUGUAUAGUUUUGUCUGAGAAUUCCAUAAGUUUGUUGUAUUAAACAACAAACAAACAAACUGAAGGAAUAAGCCACUGGUCCUAAUCACUGCUAUUUUUCUCAAUUAUUAUUACCUGAAAUUUCGAUUCACAUCCAUAAUAAUUGAUAUAAAGAUUGUCAACUAUAUUUUGUUCACGCUAGAAUGAACCAGACAAAUUAUAAUAUCGAAGUUUAAAGGUGAUAAAUUAAGGUCAAUAUUUCAUUUUUUCAUGAUGCCAAAAUAGUUUCAUUGGUAUGCAAAAUAACUAUAUAUAAUGUAGAUUAGAUUUCUUCACUUGUACAUUUAUAACAUAAGGUCAGGUGACUAGAAUCCUAUCGUUUGACUGAUAUGUUGAUAUAAGCCUAUUGAAGGAUAAACUCGACAUCAUGUUCACGUUUUCGUAAUUCCUAUUUGAAUAAUCAUGUAGAAAUAUUAAGAUGAGAAACGUAAAACACUGAAAAAUUAUUUCAUCGUAGAACUCACUACUUUUUGGCAUAAAAUUCACUAAUAAACAUUCUGUUUAAAAUGAUUAGUUUGUUUCUGUCUCAUGUCAUUUGGAUAUUUUCUGUGAUUUCUGGUUAUCUCUCAGAUGGAAAAUUCUAAAUAAUGUUUUCUACAAAAAUCCCACCCGCGUUACUCUUGAAAACUACUAACAGUUCCAUAAUAAAAUAAAUAUAUGUCUGAAUAUUCAAUUAGUAGAUUACAUUACACUUGAUGAUAACAAAGUGCAUAUCUUUAUGUAUGUAAAUAAGCCAUGACUAUGUGUAUAGGUAGAACUUAAAAAUAAGUUAAGCAUCUGUACAUUUUUGGGAAAUGUAAGAAUCAAAACAUCAUAAAACUCAUAUUUAAAUAAUGGAUUGACUAAGUUGAUCAGAAGGAUCAGUGUAAUGCGUGUCAAUUCAUAUGAAUCGUGCCUGUCUAAAUAAUAAAUCAAUACCAGUAGUGUAAGUUCAUAAUGAGAAUAAACUGUUCUUAAACACUUUGUGGGACGGAGAAGUUUGAAUUUUCGUCCGGGUAGAGCUUCAAUAUUAAUUAGUAUUCUCCUUCUUUUGUACAACAUUACAAAGACGAAUUGUUGUUAUCAACCCUAUAGCUUGUUUCAUCUAAAUGUUUAUCAAUGAAGGUGUUUAUUUGUUUUAUUCAAUUAGUUUUUUUAUUUUGUGUUUUUAAAAACAUAUUUACCUCUUUAGUCCACUACUGAUUUGGGUCAUGACUGUACUCGUAUGCAUUCCGGUACAUCAGCAUGUGCGCCAAUGGCAGCUGGAAUUAUUGCAUUAUUAUUAGAAGCUAAUGGUCGACUUAGCUGGCGUGACGUUCAAUAUAUUACUUUACUAACAGCUAAUCCGAAACCGUUCAAAGAUGGUAAUUUUACAAAGAAUGCCGUUGGACGUCAAUAUAGCCAGUUGUAUGGAUAUGGUUUAAUGGAUGCUGGUAAAAUGGUCCGACUUGGGGAAUUAUGGCGUGGUGUUCCUCCACAUCAUCGUUGUACUUCAAAUGUGAUAGAUGUACAAAAAAAUCUAGGUGGAAAAUUUAAUCACACAUUAUUUCUUAACUUCUCUGGAUGUCAACCAAAAUCUCGAAAUAGUGACUCAUCAAACAAAUUGAAUAAACGAUGGACUUCAGAAAAUGGUACACCCAUACGUUAUUUAGAACAUGUCCAAGUUUACGCAGAUAUUGUUUAUGAACGUAGAGGAUUAUUACAACUAUCUGUAAUAUCUCCAAGUGGUACAUUAAGUGUACUUCUCCCACCUCGAACUCAUGAUGAACAUUCAGGUAAUAUAGCUAUGCUACGUUGGCCAGUUACAACAGUACAGUUUUGGGGUGAAAAUGCUGUUGGUACAUGGCAGAUACGUUUAGAUAGUAUUGUAGGCAGUGAAAUAAGUCGGGCUGAUCCAGAUAACAUUAAAGGAUUUUGGCGUUCAGUUUGGAUUGUCGCCUAUGGUACAGAUGAAUUUCCUAUACGUCUUAAACCUCCUACACCUGAACGUCCACCACCUCCGGUAUGUUUUCUUGCUUAAUGACUGUUGUCAUCUGGUUUCUUUUUAAUUUAAAUAACCAUUUUCAUGUUACCAUGCUGUUUUUCUAAUUUGUCGUUAGUUUCAAUCACUAAAUCCUAUCAAUUGAAGAACAAUAAUAGGAACUAAGAAGCUGUUCCUUUUUAUUUCGAAACUCUUCAACGGUGUAUACUAGUUUUUAACGAGAAGCCAACCAAUUUAGAAAUUAGACGGCUAUCUACUCAUGAUAUUGUGUAAUAGAAACACUACAUUACCAACAGAUUGAAUAAAAAUAACGAACUGUAAAUUCUCGAUUUCGAACUUGAGUGGUGUUGUACUUUCAUCAGAUCUCAAGAUUGUCUUUUUGUUACUGUGUUUGAUUAUGAAUGUUCAGUGUUGAAAGUUUUAUUUAUCAGGUAAUUGAAUACAAGCUACACUCUAAUUGUAAGGGUUAAUUAAACUACCCAGUUUCCCAAACCUCAUUUAGUGAAGUGAGGUUUGAAAUUGUGAUUUAGAGAUCGAAAAUCGAACACCUUGAUCUCUUGAAAACUGCUUCACUCAGAUUUUGAUGGAAAGUAAAAUGAUAUCAAUGGAAAAAUUAUUUGAAGGACUGUUAAGUAUAAUAAAAGUAAUAAUUUGAUUAUUGAUAUGUUUGGUACAUACAGUUAGUUUAGAAUACCAAUAAUAAAGAUUAAAAUUUAGGUUUUGUAAGGUUCACUGAAUAGCUUUACAAUUUCAUAGCAUGAUCUACACUUAUACUGAAUGAGAUUUCAUAGUAUAGUCUAUGAAUCAAGGUGCUUUUAU